ACAAGCUGCCUCGCCAUCAUGAUGCUCGUCUGCAUCUGCAGCGCCUUGCUCGUCGCGGUGUCCGUCGGCAUGGUGAUCGAGGCGCAUUUAAUGGAGCAGGAGCAAGAGCAGACACGGCAGGCAAGGUUCGGCCAGCACCCACAAUACGGAUGCAUGUUCACGGACAAUGAGGUCGACGAUGCCGCGGCUCAAGAAUCACUCAUUCGCCAGCAACGAGAAAUUCCCCGCCACCACACAUCCUGCCACUGCCAGGGACUGGGCCCGGCUGAGACCAGAUCGCGACCGGCCGUGUUGCGGGCUGCGGUCUGGAUGAACAAGUUUGUCGGGAUCGACGCACUACGUCACACAGAUGUGUAUACCGCGCAGGAGCGUGAGUCAUUGCCAACGAUUUGCGGGAACUUGUUCUUCGCGUUGCCGAGGCUCUGCACAAACAUGUCCCUUGGUCCAUUGAGACUGUCAACGCGGAGGGCGGGAGAUGUAGAGGCCGUGCAUGGUGGACUGGAGAAGAGUUAGUCAAAGCGGCGUAGGCGAGGAAGAUGAAUCUAUCGAAUGGGUCACUACUGACGAACGAAGGUAACCGACAAAAGCAAGGGCAUCUGAUAUCCAGGAGGAUACGCGAGAGAAUAGGCACAAACCCCGACCAUGUUGCAUUCUGUAGUGUCAAUAACCCCAGGCAUAAGAGAUUCCGCAGUGGUCCAAUUGGCACUCUGUGUCUGAGCCCGUUUCGCCCACUUAGCCAGCAGUACUGCUAUAGAAUGUGCCUGGGCGUCAUAGGGGCGCAACGAGCGACUGGGAACGAAGCGAGCGGAUUCCAGCCGUCAAUUUAUCCCCUUCCUGCAACCUAUGAUGCGCACAAGAGUUGCUAGCCACCAAUCGGACAAG
This is a messenger RNA of Microdochium trichocladiopsis, 882 nucleotides long. RefSeq lists its product as uncharacterized. NCBI's taxonomy places the organism in Eukaryota, Fungi, Ascomycota, Sordariomycetes, Xylariales, Microdochiaceae. The transcript has a single exon. The record is from RefSeq and is a predicted model, not a curated record. The coding region runs from base 19 to 513 and encodes 164 amino acids.